GUGGACACAUUUUUGUUUUAAAUUUCUGCGUUAUUAUAUUCAUCUCGAUUUAUGAUGAGAAAAAAAUUGUUUGAUCUCAGUUUGUGGUGGCGACAGUGAAAAAUUUUCUGGCGAUCGAUGCAGGCUCAUUUUUAGUUUUACCAACUAUUAUGAUCCCGGCUCUAACGGGUAUUUUCAAUGAACAUAACAGAAAUGAAUUCCUUACAAUUACACCCGCACAAGCAUCGAUGGUUGCCUCUCUUGGCUUUAUAUUAAAACCAAUUGGAAGUUUUAUAUCAGGAUUAAUUACAGAUUCAUUGGGACGCAGACCCGCAAUGAUUUUCGUGAAUAUUCCAUACGCAAUUGGAUGGUACACCCUUUAUCAGUCAAGUUCCCUUUGGCAUUUAUAUCUUGGAAUCGCAUUUCUUGGACUGGCUGUUGGGUUGAUGGAGGCUGCUGUUGUUUCUUAUAUUGGUGAAAUAAGUGAGCCAAAAUACAGAGGUGUAUUUCUUGGUUACACAAACAUAUGUUAUUCAUUUGCGAUGUUCAUGACACUGUUUCUGAAUACUUUGAUGCCUUGGAGAAUGGUGUGCCCUUGUUGUUUGGCGGUGCCUGUAGUUACAGCAAUUACGAUGUACUUUAUUCCUGAAAGUCCAUAUUGACUGCCAAAAAUCGAACGGACCAGGCUGAAAAAGCGCUUCGCUUUCUUCGGGGUUGGGUGUCAAGUGAACAUGUAGCUCAAGAAUUUCACGAUUUACAGCAACAUAUGAAACUUUCAAAAUCGUGUAACACAUGCAUUGCACAAGAUUUGGAAUGUAACCAUCCACAGUCAACGUUAAGCGAAAAACUCACUGAAUUCAAACGGAAACGAGUGCUUAAACCGGUAUUCAUUAUUAUUCCAACAAUAUUCCUCGCCAUAUAUCUGGGAUUUGGAUCUUUAAAACCCUAUACGGUGUAAAUUUUUAAAGCGUACGACAGUCCCAUUCCCGCCGAUCAAGCAGUGGCAAUAAUGAGUAUUCUCGAUACUAUUGGAAGUGUGAUUUUUAUAUUUCUGGUUCCAUUCACGGGCAAGCGAAAACUUUAUUUAUUCUGUCUGUCAGGUACAAUGAUUUGUUCCGCUAUACUUACGUGGAUUUACCUAUUUGCCAGCGGGCCAUAUUUCCUUUGCUCAAGCAGAAGUGGAACCAUUCCAUUUGAAUAAAGCACUUGG
This is a messenger RNA of Contarinia nasturtii (swede midge), 1189 nucleotides long. RefSeq names its product sugar transporter ESL1-like. The record is from RefSeq and is a predicted model, not a curated record. Gene Ontology annotation, cellular component: membrane. Gene Ontology annotation, molecular function: transmembrane transporter activity. Gene Ontology annotation, biological process: transmembrane transport. The coding region runs from base 150 to 641 and encodes 163 amino acids. NCBI's taxonomy places the organism in Eukaryota, Metazoa, Arthropoda, Insecta, Diptera, Cecidomyiidae. The transcript has 7 exons.